This is a messenger RNA of Drosophila guanche, 1454 nucleotides long. RefSeq names its product endoplasmic reticulum resident protein 44 (gene ERp44). The transcript is spliced from 7 exons. The record is from RefSeq and is a predicted model, not a curated record. Lineage: Eukaryota; Metazoa; Arthropoda; Insecta; Diptera; Drosophilidae. The coding region runs from base 161 to 1396 and encodes 411 amino acids.
CCCUAUCAACCAGCUAAAUUGUUGAAAUUUUUUUUGUAAAUUUGCAGUGCGACGCGACAGUUCAUUCCAAUCCAUGCCGAACUGAAUCUAAUUCAAUAACUUGGUGUCCAUUUCUGUGUGCAAUUAGUCGCAGCCCCCCACCCACAGCCAGUCCCCCAGAAUGAUUGAAGCAAGAAUUCAAAAGCUGGGGCCCAGCAUAGCUCUGCUAGCGAUAAUUCAUCUCCUCCAACAUCCAGCGGCCACAGAUGCGGCGGGAGCGGUGCCCAUGACCAGUGAAAACAUUGAUAUGACAUUAGCGUCUAAUGAAUUGGUUUUCCUUAAUUUUUAUGCCGAAUGGUGUCGUUUUAGUAAUAUCCUAGCUCCCAUAUUCAGCGAAGCUGCAGACAAGAUCAAGGCGGAAUUCCCCGAUGCCGGCCGUGUGGUGCUUGGCAAAGUGGAUUGUGACAAGGAGACAUCCAUUGCCUCACGGUUUCAUAUCAAUAAAUAUCCAACAUUGAAAAUUGUACGAAAUGGACAGCUUAGCAAGCGUGAAUAUCGCGGCCAGCGUUCGGCGGAUGCUUUCCUGGAGUUUGUCAAGAAACAACUGGAGGAUCCCAUACAGGAGUUUAAGUCGCUGAAGGAUCUGGAGAAUCUGGACUCUAAGAAACGCCUCAUAUUAGGCUACUUUGAUCGCAGGGAUCAGCCGGAAUAUGACACCUUCCGCAAGGUGGCUACAAAUUUGAAAGAAGAUUGCCAGUUCCAUGUGGGUUUCGGUGAUGCCUCACAGGCCAUGCAUCCACCUGGAACCCCCAUCAUUGUGUUUAGACCGGAUGUGGCUUUGUCGCAUGAGAACGAUGAGACCUACACUGGCAGCCUGCAAAAUUUCGAUGAACUAAAGAUAUGGAUACAGGAAAAGUGUGUGCCGCUAGUUAGGGAAAUCACCUUUGAGAAUGCCGAGGAGCUUACCGAAGAAGGACUGCCGUUCCUGAUUCUGUUUCACCGGCCAGACGAUCUCAACUCCAUCAAGGAUUACAAGUCCAUUAUUGAGCGGCAGCUGCUAGAUGAGAAACAGAAUGUAAACUUUUUGACGGCAGAUGGCAAGCGGUUUGCCCAUCCGCUGCACCAUUUGGGAAAGUCCGAGGACGAUCUGCCAUUGAUAGCCAUCGAUUCGUUCAAGCACAUGUAUCUGUUCCCCCACUUUAGUGAUAUGUACACGCCGGGCAAGCUAAAGCAAUUCCUCCAGGAUCUCUACAGCGGGAAGCUGCACAGGGAGUUUCAUUAUGGGCCGGAUCCCUCAAAUAAUGAUAUACAUCCUGAUCCACAUACCGGCAAAGGUACCUCACCGCCCGAAUCGAAAUUCAAGGAACUGGGCCCAUCCAAGCACCGCUAUACCCUGCUAGAAAAAGAUGAACUGUAAUAUUAACUAAUGUAUAUUCAAGAAAUAAUAUUAAAACAAAAAUUUUAUAAAAACAAAA